Phyllotreta striolata is the source of this 1458-nucleotide messenger RNA. Lineage: Eukaryota; Metazoa; Arthropoda; Insecta; Coleoptera; Chrysomelidae. The record is from the annotation of a GenBank genome assembly.
AUAUUGACUUGUCAUUCUGUCGUUUGGAAAAUAUAACCUUUCAAAAGUUAUUACAAAGCGAUUUUUGUAUUGUAUUGUAAUUUAGUAAUAAAUAAAAACUCUACAAAAAUGGAAUGCCUGCUUGGUAUUAAAUUCGACGAUUUCGUUUUAGUUGCUGCCGAUAUGACUGCAGCCCAAAGCAUAAUUGUUAUGAAAACAGACGAAAAUAAGCUGUUCAAAUUGUCCAACAAGCUUGUUAUGGCUGUAUCCGGCGAGUCUGGUGAUACUACCCAAUUUGCUGAGUACAUUGCCAAGAAUAUUCAGUUGUAUAAAAUGAGAAACACCUACGAACUUAGCCCAUCAGAGGCGGCUUCGUUCACUCGUAGGAAUCUCGCCGAUGCCCUUAGAAGCAGAAGUCCUUAUCACGUAAAUUUGCUACUGGCUGGAUACGACGAGAAAGAAGGCCCUCAAUUAUACUACAUGGACUACUUGGCGUCGACCAUCAAAGUUAAUUACGCUGCUCACGGUUACGGAGGCUUCUUCUCGUUAUCUAUCAUGGAUAGAAACUACAGCAAAUCUCUAAGCAGAGAAGAAGGUUACGAGUUGCUAAAAAAAUGCGUGAAAGAAGUUCAGAAAAGAUUAAUCAUCAAUUUACCUAACUUUAAGGUACAGUGCGUCGGCAAAGAUGGUAUCACAGAUUUGCCCGACAUCACCCCCAAGGAUUUGGCUUAAUUGGGUCAAAAGUUUAUGUAUGCAUUUUUUCUAAUAAACAGUAAUUUUUACGUAUUUUGAAUAUAUUUCAUCUAUAAUCUAGUAGGUGCAUUUUUUCAAGAUAAAAACUAUUAUUUUUAGCUUGAAAUUUUCUAUGGUUCCUUUUAUUAGAAAAUAUAAAUUAAAAACAAUACAAAUUGUACUAAUUACAUAACAUAACAUUCUGAUUCCGGCUAAAACAAUUUUUUAGUGCGCAAAAAUAAUAAAAAAACAAAAAUUUCUUCCAAGAAACACCGAUACAAGUUCUCAUUGUAUGUUUUUUAUAAAAUAUUUUAUGGAUUAUUUAACUUUUUUAGCUUCCUGUUUAGCCGGUUCUUUCUUCUUUUCCUCGGCCUUCUCGUCGUCAGGAGAGUCUUCAUACCUACAAUAACAAGCGAAAGUAAUCCCCAAUUAUUCAGAAAAAUUCCAAUCCCACUCACUUAAACAUAGCAGUUAUGUCUCCUUUGAUCAAAGCCAAACACAGAGGCGUGCCUAUGCAGGCAGGAACUAAAUAGAGAAGGGCCGGUUGAGCGUGUUUAAACACAUGCAUAACAAAUAUCGUAGUCAUCAGUCCCAUAAAGUAAGCGAUCACGGAUGCAUUGAAGUAAGUUUUAGUUUGGCGCUUCAGACUGUUAUCGAAUCUCAACAGGAGGGCGAUAAAUAUACCAGGAAUUACAAUAUCGCCUAAACCUAGCAUAGCGAAGUUGUCGGCAGCCAGUCCGUUUUGCA